AUGGCCGCCUCCGCCCCCUCCGAUACCACAUACUUGGCCGUCCCAGGCUCUGUUGCUUUCUCCCGUUCGCGUGGUCAAGCAAUUGCUGCUAGCAUUGGUGCCCAGGAUGUUCGGGCCCAGUGGAUUCACUAUGUCCACACCUCUCAACCGCUGGAUACCUCUAAGCAGGGUGUCUUAGAACAACUCCUCAGAUAUGGCGACAUCACCGACGUGCCUGCAUCAUUCAGCACUGAAGAUGGCGCAUUCGAUGUCUUCUACAUUUUCCCCCGAACCGGAACCAUCUCUCCUUGGUCUUCCCAGGCCACCGGUAUCUCGCACGUCUGUGGCCUCCGCAACCAUGUGAAGCGAAUUGAGCGUGGAAUGAAGAUUUCGUGUUUGCGCAACAGCUCGGAAGAAUACAAGCCUGGCUACCAGGACAUCCUUCACGACCGGAUGACACAGGUCUUCAGCCAGGAGGAGCCUGACCUGCACCUCAUGUUUUCCGAACACUCCCCCCAGCCUCUCGAAACCAUUCGCCUCCACGGCAGCGACAAGUCCCCCAAGGAGACUCUGCAAGAAGCAAACAAGCGUUUGGGUCUGGCUCUGGAGGAAUCGGAAAUCGACUACCUUGCACAGGCCUAUGGCCCUGACGGCCCCCUUGCUCGCGACCCUACCGAUGUCGAGUUGUUCAUGUUUGCCCAGGUUAACUCUGAGCACUGCCGUCACAAGCAGUUCAACGCCGCUUGGGUGAUUGAUGGAACACCCAUGCCAAACAGUCUUUUUGGUAUGAUCCGAAACACACACAAGACCCACCCCGAGUACACCGUCAGCGCCUACAGCGACAAUGCCGCUGUGCUGGAGGGUGACCAUGCCGCUUUCUGGGCCCCCGAUUCCUUCACUGGAGAAUGGAACCACAUCAAGGAGCUCGUUCACUUCUUGGCCAAGGUUGAAACCCACAACCACCCCACUGCAGUCUCUCCGUACCCCGGUGCAGCAACUGGCUCUGGUGGAGAGAUCCGUGAUGAGGGUGCUGUCGGACGCGGUUCGAGACCCAAGGCUGGUCUGGCCGGUUACUGUGUCUCAGACCUCUUGAUUCCUGGCUUGAAGCAGCCCUGGGAACUUGAUGUCGGAAAGCCCAACCACAUCGCUAGCAGUCUGGAUAUCAUGUUGGAGGCCCCCAUCGGUAGUGCCGCCUUUAACAACGAGUUUGGACGCCCAUGCACCGGAGGUUACUUCCGUACCCUACUCACCGAGAUUGAUGUUGGAAAUGGCCAAACCGAACUCAGAGGUUACCACAAGCCCAUCAUGAUUGCUGGUGGUGUCGGAACAGUCCGACCUCAGCAUGCCAUUAAGAAACCGGACGCUGUCAAGCCUGGCGCUUACCUGGUCGUCCUCGGUGGUCCUGCAAUGCUGAUUGGAUUGGGUGGCGGUGCUGCAUCCAGUAUCACUUCUGGUGAAGGAUCUGCAGACUUGGACUUUGCCAGUGUGCAGAGAGGUAACGCUGAAGUCCAGCGAAGAGCCCAGGAAGUUAUCAACGCAUGUGUGGCUAUGGGCAACAACAACCCCAUCAAGUUCAUUCAUGAUGUUGGUGCAGGUGGUCUUUCCAACGCACUUCCUGAAUUGAUCCACGACUCUGGACUGGGCGCCACAUUUGAACUCCGCGAAGUCGACAAUGCUGACCGGAGUAUGAGCCCCAUGCAGAUUUGGUGCUGUGAAGCUCAGGAGCGCUAUGUUAUGGCGGUUGGCGAGGACAGCAUGAACAAGUUCACUGCUAUCGCCCAGCGUGAGCGCUGCGGUUUCUCUGUCGUGGGCCGUGGAGCUGGAGGAUCCGAUGAGGAGAAGAGACUCAUUCUCCUCGACAGAGAAUCUAAGGAAUACCCCAAGCCUAUUGACCUUCCCUUGUCGGUUCUCUUUGGAAAGCCCCCUAAGAUGACCCGGACUGUGGACUCGCGCAAGUUGACCUUGCCUGCGGUGGAUGCUAGUCUCACUAAAUAUCUGCCUUCGCUUGCCGGAAACCACCAUGAGCUUAUUGGCGAGGCUGCCAAGAGAGUUUUGUCUCUCCCAGCAGUUGGCUCUAAGUCCUUCCUGAUCACUAUCGGUGACAGAACCGUCGGAGGUCUUACUGCUCGCGACCAGAUGGUUGGCCCAUGGCAGACUCCUGUGUCUAACGUCUCGGUCACCGCCACCUCCCUGCUCCAGGGAGUUAAGACUGGUGAGGCUAUGGCUAUGGGUGAGAAGCCCAACCUUGCUUUGAUUUCUGCAGGCGCCUCUGCCCGCAUGGCAGUUGCUGAGUCGCUCAUGAACAUCGCUGCUUCCGAUCUGGUUGACCGUCUGAGCCGUGUCAAGUUGUCUGCCAACUGGAUGUCCGCUAGCAGCCACCCUGGAGAGGGUGCCGCUCUCUACGAGGCAGUGGAGGCCAUUGGUAUGGACCUCUGCCCUAAGCUUGGUAUCAGCAUUCCCGUCGGAAAGGACUCUAUGUCCAUGAAGAUGAAGUGGACCGACGAAGCCUCCAAGGAGGCCAAGGAGGUCACUGCUCCCAUGUCUCUGGUCAUCUCUGCUUUUGCUCCUGUUUCCGACUUCCGCAAGACCUGGACUCCCGCACUGCGCCGUGUUGAGGACGUUGGCGAGACAGUCCUCAUGUUUGUUGACCUUUCCUUCGGCCGCAAGACACUGGGUGGCUCUGCUCUUGCCCAGGUUUUCAACCAGGUUGGUGACGAGUGCCCUGAUGUCCGGAACGUCUCAAUCUUCAAGGACUUCUUCGACGCUACACAACAGUUGCAAGAGGCCGGAAUUGUUCUGGCCUACCACGACCGAUCUGACGGUGGUUUGUUCACUACUCUUGCUGAAAUGAUGUUUGCCGGACGAUGCGGUGUUGAAGUCAGCCUUGACACCAUUUGCUCUUCUUCCAACACCCAGAAUGUUGUCGAAACCCUCUUCACUGAGGAAUUGGGAGCUGUCUUCCAGGUCCGCAAGGAACAUGAGAUGCAGUUCCGCUCUUGCUUCGCCACCUGCGGCCCGCCUGCUGGUUUGAUCUUCAAGAUCGGUCGUGUCUCUGAGCAGCCCAAGCAGAACCUUACCAUCUACCGCGGAGCCACCCAGGUUUACCGUAACAGCCGCGCCAGCAUGCAACAGACCUGGGCAAGCACCUCGUACAACAUGCAGAAGAUCCGUGACAAUCCUGCCUGCGCUGAGCAGGAGUUUGCCAACAUUGCCGAUGACAACAAUGCUGGUCUGUCAUGGAACCCCACCUUCGACCCCAAGGACCGGGCCAUGCCUUUCCUCUCCAGCCUCACCUCGAUGUCUCCUUUCAGCAACAAGCCUCGUGUUGCCAUUCUCCGUGAGCAAGGUGUCAACAGUCAGGCUGAGAUGGCCUUUGCCUUCAACGUCGCUGGCUUCUCUGCUGUUGAUGUCCACAUGACUGACGUCAUUGCUGGCCGCGUUUCGCUUGCCAGCUUUGUCGGUCUUGCUGCCUGUGGUGGUUUCUCGUACGGUGAUGUCCUUGGUGCCGGUCAAGGUUGGGCCAAGUCCGUCCUCCUCCACGAGAACACCCGCAAGGAAUUCCAGUCCUUCUUCGAGCGUCCCGACACCUUCGCCUUGGGUGUUUGCAACGGUUGUCAAUUCCUGUCCCGUCUCAAGGAAUUGAUCCCUGGAGCCCAGGGCUGGCCCAGCUUCGAGCGCAACACCAGCGAGCAGUACGAAGGUCGUGUGGCCAUGGUCCGCAUCUCCGACCCCAACCCUUCGAAGCCCAGUGUUUUCCUCCACGGCAUGGACGGCUCCUCGUUCCCCAUCGCUGUGGCUCACGGAGAAGGUCGUGCCUCCUUCGCCCCAUCCUCCAACGUCACCGCUGAGUCGUUCGUUCGCGACGGCCUCGCACCCGUCCAGUACGUCGACAACGACAACCUCGAGCCAACCAUGAAGUACCCCUUCAACCCCAACGGCAGUCCCGAGGGUAUUGCCGGUAUUCGCAGCCCCGACGGCCGUGUCCUGGCCAUCAUGCCUCACCCCGAGCGUACCGUCAUGGGUGGAAUCGCCAGCUACCUGCCUCCCGAUGCCGAGAAGUGGGGAGACGUUGGCCCAUGGGGUCGUGUGUUCUUCAGCGCCAGAAGAUGGGUGGGUUAG
Molecule: messenger RNA, 4098 nt
Organism: Aspergillus wentii DTO 134E9
Lineage: Eukaryota; Fungi; Ascomycota; Eurotiomycetes; Eurotiales; Aspergillaceae
Product: phosphoribosylformylglycinamidine synthase
Exons: 1
Coding region: 1-4098 (1365 amino acids)
Biological process (GO): 'de novo' IMP biosynthetic process
Molecular function (GO): phosphoribosylformylglycinamidine synthase activity
Source: RefSeq, a predicted model, not a curated record